Molecule: messenger RNA, 3772 nt
Organism: Pomacea canaliculata
Lineage: Eukaryota; Metazoa; Mollusca; Gastropoda; Architaenioglossa; Ampullariidae
Product: la-related protein 7-like
Exons: 21
Coding region: 199-2859 (886 amino acids)
Biological process (GO): mRNA processing
Cellular component (GO): ribonucleoprotein complex; nucleus
Molecular function (GO): RNA binding
Source: RefSeq, a predicted model, not a curated record
CGCGUGCAUUACGCUUUCCGAAGUUGCGAGUUACCUGCUAGAUGUCUACUACACGGCCGAUGAAGGCCCAUGAUUUUCAAGUUGGUCCAUGUUAAUGCAAGAGAGUAAAUUUACUCAGAAUCGAAUGUUCUGAAACGGAAAGAAAACUUUAGAGACUGAAUUAUAAGAGUUGAUGUCGGAGAAACUACUAAGAAAGUUAUGGAGAACACCGAGCAGCUGCCAAUGGAUGGUGUCAAUAAAACUGGAUGGGUCAAUGGGACAGGGAAAUUGGAGAAAAAGAAACAGAGAAAUAACACGAAGGGACUGCAGAGAAAAAUAAAAAAACAGAUGGAGUUCUAUUUUCCCAAGCUCAACCAGUACAAGUUUAUGAAACAGCAUCUUGAUAAUGCACCAGAUGGCUAUGUUCCCCUUUUUCCUUUUUUAAAGUUUGCCAGUAUACUAAAGUUAACAAGCUCAACAGAGGCUAUUGCAAAGGCACUGGAAACAUCUAGUCUUCUGGAAAUCAGCAAAGACAAAACUAAAGUCCGAAGAACUCAGCCAGUUCAUCAUAUGGCUGAGGAAGAGGCUGAUGAAAAGACUGUAUACGUGGAAGGGUUACCGCCUACUGCAGACCACAAUUGGAUUGCUCAGUGCUUCUCAUCUUGUGGCAAGGUUACAUUUGUCAGUCUACCCCGUUACAAAACUACUGGAGUUAUAAAGGGCUUUGCCUUUGUUGAAUUUGCGACACCAGUGGAGGCAGCCAAUGCUAUUAAAGAAAUGAAUGUGUCAGGACUUCCAUCGGACAAAAUGAAAGAAAUGAACACCAAAGAUGAGGAGAUGAAUGAACAAAAACAAGGGAAAGGGAAGAAACUGAUGAAAGAGCCACCCAGGUUGAGAGUGAUGUCAAAGAAUGAAUGGUCUAGACUUAGAAGCCAGUAUCUGGAUCAGCAGCGAGCCAGCAUGGCAAGUCACAAGCAGCUGCAGCAUAGCACAGGGCAUCGAAAGUCAGGUCCAAGUCUUCAUUCAGCACCUAAGUUUCAGCCUAGUGUUAUUGUUGAAAUCAAGAGUGAGGACCCAAUGUCACACAAACAGCUAAAGCAACAAAUUCAGUCUGACAUUAAAGUUGCGUACAUUGAUGUAAAAGACAACAUGCUUCAUGGGUACAUUCGCUGCAAAGAUGCUGAAAGUGCCCAGACGCUUGUAGCUUCCAAUCUCACUGGCUGUACGCUGCAUCUUGUGCAAGGUAAAAAGGAAAGUAAAUACUGGAAUAAAAUACAAAUGGACAGAAUGAGCAAGUGGGCAAACAGCAAAAGGCCAAAGAAAAAGGGAUCUUCAAAAAUUUUAGAAAAAGUAAAGAGUUUUAUGCUGCAAUCGAUGGAGAAAAGCCACAUCUUGAUUGACGGGAACUUGUCAGAGCGACACGAUAAAGAAAAUGGCAUCAAAGCUAAAGCUUCAACAUUGCCUUCUAGUAAAAUGAAUCAUGCUCCUAAGAGUGAAGGGGAUCUUCAUAAGGUGGCAAAUAUCAAGCCAAGUAAGAAGCAAGCUCUUAAGGAGGGUAUUGGACUGCCUUGUAAUGAGAGACAGGAAGUUGGCAAAUCAAGAAGCACAACGAAACAGAAAAAAUCUGACAAAGAAAUGAUAGAGCAGAAUGCUGAGAAGAAAAAGCUAGAGGUAAAAGAAGCCACCAAGAAAUCAUCUGAGCAGCCUGAAUUGAAGGAAGCUGAUAUCAGAAAAGGGAAACAGAAGAGUACUGACAGAACUGAAGCAGAUUGUGCCAAGAAAAGCAAAGGACUGCCUUGUAAUGAGAGACAGGAAGUUGGCAAAUCAAGGAGCACAACGAAACAGAAAAAAUCUGACAAAGAAAUGAAAGAGAAAAAUGCUGAGAAGAAAAAGCUAGAGGUAAAAGAAGCCACCAAGAAGUCAUCUGAGCAGCCUGAAUUGAAGGAAGAUGAUGGCAGAAACGCAAAAGGAAGAGUACAGACAGAACUGAAGCAGAUUGUGCCAAGAAAAGCAAAGGAAUGCCAUUGUAAUGAGAGACAGGAAGUUGGCAAAUCAAAGAUCACAACGAAACAGAAAAAAUCUGACAAAGAAAUGAAAGAGAAAAAUGCUGAGAAGAAAAAGCUAGAGGUAAAAGAAGCCACCAAGAAAUCAUCUGAGCAACCUGAAUUGAAGGAAGCUGAUAUCAGAAAAGGGAAACAGAAGAGUACUGACAGAACUGAAGCAGAUUGUGCCAAGAAAAGCAAAAGUGAGGCAUCAGACAAAAUGGAAGAAAUGACUGCCAAAGAUGGAAAGACAAGAAAGAAACUGAAGAAUGACCCCCACAUGUUGAAGGUUAUGUCAGAGCAUGAAUGUUCUAGACCUAAAAGCGAGUCUCUGGAUCAGCAGCAAGCCAGCAUGGCAAGUCAUAAGCAACCACUACACAGCAUAUGCAAUAAUGUUGUACAGGGUACAAAACAUGGGAUGGUGUCUUCAUAUGCUGGGGAUCAAAAGUCGGCUCCAGGUCUUUGUUCAGCAUUUAAGUUUCAGUCCAAUGUUAUUGUUGAAAUCAAGAGUGAAGGCCCAAUGUCACAGGAACAGCUAAAGAUUUUAGAACAAGUAAAGAGUUUGAUGCUGCAAUCCAUGAAGAAAAGCCACAUCUUGAUUAAAGAAGACUUGUCAGAGCGACAUGAUGAAAAAUGGCAUCAAAGCUCCGGGUUCAACAUUGCCUCUAGUAAAAUGAAUCAUGCUCCUAAGAGUGAAGGGGAACUUCAUAAGGUGGCAAACAUCAAGCCAAGUAAGAAGCAAGCUCUUCAGGAGGUAUUGGAAUGCCUUGUAAUGAGAGACAGGAAGUUGGCAAAUCAAGGAGUAAAACGAAACACAAAAAAUGUGACAAAGAAAUGAAAGAGAAAAAUGCUGAGAAGAAAAAGCUAGAGACGUUAGAAAAAGUAAAGAAUUGUAUGCUGCAAUCCACGAAGAAAAGACACAUCAUCUUUGAAGAGGACUAGUCAGAACAACAAGCAGAAAGACAUGAUGAAGGAAAUGGCAUCAAAGCUUAGGCUUCAAUAUUGUGACUGAAAAAUUCUGUACUUUUGUGACUGCAGAAAUUUCACUGCCUUGUAUCAGACUUGGUUUAUAAAUGAUGUAAGUAUGAACAUCUGUUGCUGUUUUUAACAUUUGUUGAAAAUUUUUUAAGCCCUUUAUUAGUUGCAGUUGAUUUUCAGGCCAAGUCUAUAACACUACAGAAAGCAAGUCUUGAUGAGAUAUAACAGCACUUUAUUCAUUUUGAUAUGCUGUAACCAGCGCUCAUUUAGAAAUUCCGAUAUAGAACUGCAUGAAAUUCACAGCUGCACAGACUGUCCUGUUGGUGGAUGGGGAGAAAGCUGAUAUAUUCAGGCAGAAACAUACAGAAAAGUGUGUCACCAUACAGCACACCCACAUGUAAAACAUUAAAUGCAUAGUAUUUCGAAAUUAACUGUCCACAGCACAAACUACAUUACCAAAAGAGCACUUCAUAUCUAAUCAUGUGCAUAUGCACAUCCAUAUAUUCUUAAAGGAAGUCAUCACAAGAAAGUGCAAGUUAAUGCAUAAUACAGGCAUAAUGUUCAUCACCUAGUAACAGUUCUGGCAACUAACUUUAAAAAACCCCAACCAAACUAUGGAAUUCGUGCCCAUAGGGUUACAAAAAGUGACCGGUUUUCUUGUCUACCAGUUUAAGCCUUAGUAUGAAGAAGAAGCUCUAUGCUGUACACUGGGAUAGACUGACACAUUGGUAUUCUUAUCAGUAUAACUGAAAAUACACAUUUGGUGAAAAGUU